UCAUGAAUACCUCUUUUCCUAAGAUGUCUACAUCAUCAUUAAGUUAAACUACAUCACAAACUAACUUUUAUGAUUCAAGUCCUAUGUCAUCAUAUUCAGCAAAGCAAUUAACAUCAAAUGACAAUUUUAAAGUAGUUGUUCGUGUUAGGCCACCUCUACAGAGAGAAGUCGUAGAUGGACGUUUUAUAUCCACUGUUUAAGUGUCUCCUGAUCAUAAAAAAAUCUGCUUAUACGAAUAUUAUAACAUAGAUUUAGUUGAUCCUGAACAUCUUGAAGAAUACCUCAAUAAUCCUAAUAGUUAUACAAUGCACACCUUCUCAUUUGAUUAUGUGUACGAUCAAGAUAACACAUAAGAAGAAGUAUAUGAUAAUACAGCAAGACAUGCAGUACUCUCUGCACUCCAAGGUUUUAACGCCACAAUUAUGGCAUAUGGUCAGACUGGAACAGGAAAGACAUUUACAAUGGAAGGAUUCAAAUACAAUUGUAUAGACCCAUAAAGAGGUAUAAUCCCAAGAGCAAUUGAGGAAAUCUUUAAACACAUUUCAAAUGGAUCAAAUGAAUCUACAACCUUUAUGGUGCGUGUGAGUUAUCUCUAAAUAUAUAAUGAAGUUAUAAGUGAUUUAUUAAGAAGUGAUAGAUAAAAUUUGCAUAUCCGAGAAGAUAAGAAAAGAGGAGUAUUUGUUGAAGGUUUAUCUGAAUGGGCUGUAAGAAAUCCUUCAGAAAUUUAUUCCUUAAUAUAAAAAGGAGCUUAAUCUAGAGCCACAGCCAGUACUAAGAUGAAUGAUGUAAGUAGUAGAUCACAUGCUGUUUUUAUAAUAAUAGUUGAAUAGAUGACAGAAAUCGAUAAUCAUAAAUCUAUAAAAGUUGGAAAACUAAAUUUAGUAGAUUUAGCUGGAAGUGAAAGAGUAAGAGUUACUGGUGCUACAGGUAGAAGAUUAGAAGAAUCUAAAAAAAUCAAUUAAUCAUUGAGUUGUUUAGGUAAUGUUAUUUCUGCAUUAAUUGAAUAAAAAACACAUAUUCCUUAUAGAGAUUCAAAAAUUACACGUCUUUUAGAAGAUUCUUUAGGUGGUAAUUGCAAAACUACAAUGAUGGGUAUGAUAUCACCAGCUAUUGAUGCUUUUCUUGAAACUUUAAGUUCUGUUAAAUUUGCAAAUAGAGCAAAGAAUAUUAAAAAUAAAGCAACAAUUAAUGAAGAUGUGGAUCAAAAAGCACUUUUAAGAAAAUAUGAAUGUGAAUUAUAAAGGUUAAGAAAGGAACUUUCAGAAAAGAAUAAAACUAUAAUAGAUUCUACAAAAUUAAGUCAAUUAGAAGAAGAUAAGAAAAGAGCAGAAUAGGAUAAGAAUGCUGCUAUGGCUGCACUAGAAGCAAGGAGUAAAUAGUUUUUUAUUGAAAGAGAAGAGAAGAAAAAGUUAGAAGAAAAGAUUAGAUAAAUUAAUAGUUAAAUGUUAAUUGGUGGAUGUAAUAUAGAAAAUAGUCCAUAAUUUAGAAAUGCUAUAGAAGAAUAAUAGAAAUUAAUUAGAGCUUAAUAUGAAAAAAAGAUAACAGAAUUAGAAAAGGAAAGAUCAUAAUUAGAAGAAGAUAAAGUUUAAGUUGAUAGAUAUAAAUAAUUAACUCUUAAAUAAAGAGAUAUUAUGAUUGCAUUAACAACAAGAUUAAAUGAAAGAGAUGAAACUAUAGUGUAAUUAUAAGAUGAACUUGAUGCUUAUGAUAGAAUUCAUAGAGAAACAGAAACUAUGUUAGAUUAAAAAAUAUAAAGAGUCUAAUAAUUAGAAGAAUAUGUUAAUUAAAUGGGUGGUAAUCUACCUAAUGCUCAAUAGAUUUAAUCAAUAAGAUAAAGUAAAAUUAAAGAUUGUGUUACACAAGAUGGCCAAGAAACUUACAAUAUUACUAAAGAGAAUUUAUAGGAUUAUGAAUCUUAGAUUGAAUAAUUAACUCUAAUUAAUUAAGAGUAAGAUUAAGAGAUUUAAAAAUUAAAUAAUCUAUUAUUGAAUCAUGAAAAUUCAAAUUUAAUGGAUUAUGUAAAAUGUAUUUGAUUAUUCUUAUUUUUUUUUAGCUUCUGUUGAUAAUAUAAUUGAUGCAUUGUCUUAACCAAAUGAUGGAUUAAAAUUGUAAAGUGUAGCUAAAGAUUUAAUUAGUCUCUAAAAGAUACUUUCAGGUGAAUAAUAAUAAUCAAGUCAUGCUUUUUCAAACAUUUAAAAUAUUGUUCAUUCCAGAAAAGAAUCUCCUAUGCAUACUAAUUAAUCCAAAAAAUCUUUAAAUAAUUCAUAAAAUUAUGAUGAUGAUGAAUAACCUCGUUAGUUAAAUAACUUUUAUACUUUUUCCAAGUAUUUAAAAAAAUAUAUAUAUUCUAGUAAAUCAUAGACUUCAUCAAUGAAAAAAUAAAAGGAUCCUACACUUCCUAAACCACAAAUUAAUGUUUAAGACAUCAUUAAAAUGAGAGAAGUAAAAAGAAACCUCUAUUCUUGA
Molecule: messenger RNA, 2466 nt
Organism: Paramecium pentaurelia
Lineage: Eukaryota; Ciliophora; Oligohymenophorea; Peniculida; Parameciidae
Source: the annotation of a GenBank genome assembly